AGAAUGCCCUGAAACAGUUCAACUUUAUGUCAGUUGCCGUGGAGAGACGCAAUGAAGAAAACAUGCAACUGUGCGAACAGAUACUGGAGUUUGGGGUCAGUGUGAACCAUCUGACGAAAGGGAACGAGAAGUUGGAGAGAGAUUUGUCCAAGAAGACUACAAGGCUGGAAGCACUGGAGAACUUCACAGAGAAACAGAACCAAAAAAUUAAAGAAUUGCAAAAUCAGCUGAAGGAUAUGAAGCACUCCGUUGACCAGGCCAAGGCCGUCAAGAAGCUCAACCCUAAAGAAGAAGCGCAGCGCGAGGCUGCACUCAAAGCCGCCCAGAAAGAAACUGCUCGAUUACAGGAAGAGAUAAAGACCCUCCAGGCACAAGCCACAGCCAGAGAAGACGAGUUAGUGAGAGAAGUUGAGCACACGCUGGCAAAACUCUAUGAUGCAGAGGACACGAUUGACAAGCUGAAGCAAGUGGUUGAAAAUCUGGAGGGACAGCUUGCAGACAUACAGGAACAAGCUGAGGAGUAUGCCCACCAGUUGGACAUUACACAUUUCCAGAGCGAGGCUAAGCAAUCCCAGCAGUCAUCCAUGAGGGAACAAUACCAGCAGCGCAUCAAGGAAUAUAAGCAGGAGGUGGACGACAUGGAUAGAGAAAUCACUCACCUCAAGGACGUUAUCAAACUCAAGGAAGAAGCUAUCUUACUGCAGGAGAAAAAAAUUGCCGAGUUGGCUGCACAAAUGAAACACCAUGCCGCUGCAGCAGCUACCCCUCCCCCUGCAAAAGACGUGACCCCGCCCCCGGGUGCCUCCCCAGAAGUGCGCAACAUGCUGGCAAGAAUGAAGGGGGAACAUGAAAUGGAGCUGCACACCCUGAAAGAUUAUGCGGCCAAGGAGAAGCUAAGAUGCGAUGCCACCUUGAGAAAACAGGAGAAUGAGAUGAAACUUCAGCUGGCUAACAUCCUGAAGGAGAGCAACCGCUUGCUCCGAGCUGUCAACCGAUUCAAAGAUGGACUGGCCGCCAUCUUGGAAAAGGAAGGUCUUCUUGAUACAGCUCACGAUGUGCGGCAGUUGAGUAACCUUCCUGUUGAAGAUAAACCAAGUGAUGUCAAAAUUAUCCUUGGACAAAUGGCUGGGAAUGCCGUAGAAUUGCUUGUAUCCCUGGAACUGAAAAUUGCCCAAGCCUUGAUGAAUAAGCGUCUGGAACUGAAAGAAGCGUUGAUGCCGAAGCAAAGAACUUUGACCCCGCUGGUGGAAGUCGAUCCUGAGAUUGAGAAGUUGACCAAGGAAAAUGGAUACCUGAGUGAGAAACUUGAAAAGGCACAAGAGCUUCUUCAUGCAACCGAGGUUAUGCUGAGCGAGACAAAAAGAAUAAACGAUGAGAAAUACAAGGCCUUGCUGGAUCGUCACAAAGCUCUGAUUCUUCACAGCAGUAGCUUGCAACGCGAGAUGAAAUCACUUGAGCAGGCUUUCCGAGAAGAGACAAAGAAGCGCGACAUGAAGCUGCGUUCCAUGAAGGGCAGCAUGGCUGAGCAGGCCAGACAGCAACAGACACUGGUCACUCAACUCAAGAUGGACAUUGAGAGUAGCAAGCGUGUUGAAAAACCACCUCCAGACAUCGGCCAGCUGCGGUUGAGGGUGAGCGACCAGCUACGGAAUCUGGAAAUGCUGGAAUCUGCUCUUAAGGAGGACAAGAUAUCACUGGAGCUGCACACGAUCACUUGCGAUAUCAUCAAGCAGACAAUCGAGGUGCCUGAGAUGAGGUUGAGACAUAUGUUUGAGAGAUACAUCAUCUUCAGGAGAAUGCAGGAGCAAAAAGCUGAAUUGAUAUCCAAGUUAGAGGGGCCCGUUACCAGGGAACAGGACAAAAAGUUACAGGGUUUCUUUGCCCGAAUGGAGACACGUAUGAGUGAAAACAUCAACACUUGGCGAGAGAAGCGUGAGGCAAUCAAGCAGGAGCGUAACAAUCUGUAUGAGCAGAUGCUAGCUAUCUUUGAUGUGGUUGGCCAGGAGACAGGCCUGAGCUUGGCAAGGCCCGCCGAGAAGGUGGCCAUCUUCCGGAGGGCUAAGAGGAGCAGGGCCCACCUGAUUCUGGGCCCGCGGGGGGUGAGAAUGAAGGUGCCCAUGGAGUUUAAGACCAACAAGCUGAUCGGGACCAGCGUGACACUGAUCGGGGAUCAUGGCCCCUUCUGGAAGAUGCCGUCAAAUUUGCACGGUGGGACUGAUCUUGUAACUGUUCCCAAGAUACUGGAAAUGGACAUUGACGCCAGGAGAAAAACUGCCAAAGAAGUCUUACAGAGGCUUGGAAUAGGCGACACAUCAAAGAAAGAACAGCCUCCAUCCAGGCAAUCACAAGAACCAUCAGUGCCCCCUCUGGCAACUUUAUUUCCACCGAUCUCAUCUUGAGUAAAACGCAUGAAUAACCAUAGUGCAAAAGUUUGAAAUAUAAAAAUGCACAUUAAAAUUAUAUCACACUUCCAUGGGAAGUAACCCAAUUACUGUUAGAAGGGCAAUAAUAGGCUUAAUUUGUGACAUUCUAAAUUUACAACAUUGUCUAUUAAAAUGACCCGUUUCUAUUGCUUUCUGGCAAAAAAGGUAAAUUUCAAUGAUCUUAAGAAAUUUAUUUCACUUUUAUUUAUUUUCCAAAAUAUAACUUGAUAUUCUUCUUUUGUAAUAAUUUGGAUGUUCUUUAUAUUAUGUUUCUGGAGUUAUGACGUGACAAGUCACAAUUUGGCAUGCAGUAUACUUCCUAUGGUACAAAAUUUGCCACACUUUCACCAGUCUGCUGUGAGAUUAUUGAAAACACCAAGACAAGACAUCCAUUUAUCUCAUUACAGACUACGGUUUUACAUUUUGUGGGUUUCUACCCGUUUGAACCAAAAACUGCAAGGCCCAUUUUGGAACAUGUGCAAGUUACAUGUUCCUCGCAAGAUUGGGAUCCUGAGUUAUUUUCACACCACAUCCUUUAACCCUAACCCCCCCAAGGGUAGCUGGCCCUAACCUUCCCCACUCACAAAAAGUUGGUAUGCCAAACCCAAUGCAAAAGCCAGCUGUUACGGGCCUACC
This is a messenger RNA of Acanthaster planci (crown-of-thorns starfish), 3059 nucleotides long. RefSeq lists its product as uncharacterized. The record is from RefSeq and is a predicted model, not a curated record. Lineage: Eukaryota; Metazoa; Echinodermata; Asteroidea; Valvatida; Acanthasteridae.